AUGGCGAGAAUUGUUUCCAAGUGCCACAAGCUUCUGGAGUGUGAGAUUCUUCGUCGCUCCUCACAGAUUAUUUCGGUCGUUGGGGAUCGAGCCUACAUCUUUGGUGGGGAACUGCGACCGCGCGAGCCUCGGGACAAUGAUGUACACGCGGUUUUGUUGAGCAAUAAUGCCUCGAUUAAUUCCGAGCCUGCGACAAGCCAUUCGCCUUCCCCGCGCGUUGGAUCUGCAUCUUGUACACUGAACAGCAAGAUCUACAUUUUCUCUGGCCGUGGCGGUGUUGCGAUGGCACCUCUUGAGGAGCAGGGCGCGGUCUGGGAGUUCGACCCUGCUGUGGCACGCUGGUCGUGCAUCUUGCCAUCGGACGGGAGUCCAAAGGCGUUCCCGGUGGCACGCAGCUAUCAUUGCAUGGCUAGUGAUGGGAGAGAUACCAUUUACCUGCAUGCAGGUUGUCCUGAGAAGGGAAGGUUAUCGGACUUGUGGGCUUUUAGCGUCUCCCGGAGAAAAUGGACAGAACUUGCCCCAGCAUGUGAUCCUCCGCGUGGAGGUAGUUCGAUUGCCUUUACAGAUAACAACUUGUACCGGAUGAAUGGGUUUGAUGGGAUUACCGAACAAGGAGGGAGCGUGGACAUUUACUCCCCUGAAACAAAGUCUUGGGCUUCGCACGUUUAUUCACCUGAUGGCAAAGUAGGCCCGACCCCGCGAAGCGUGAGUUGUUUGCUGCCGAUUCGCUUGGGAGACCGGUCAUUGUUGAUCACCUUGUUUGGUGAGCAUGACCCGAGUUCAUUGGGUCAUCAAGGGGCAGGAAAGAUGUUGAGUGACAUGUGGGCAUUUGACAUCAGAACUAAAACAUGGGAGGAAGUUGUUCCGGGGGAGAUAAAUGUCCACUCGCACGGGGCUGGUUCGGUGCUGAUGUCGUCGGUACAGAUACGAUUGUGA
Molecule: messenger RNA, 936 nt
Organism: Penicillium maclennaniae
Lineage: Eukaryota; Fungi; Ascomycota; Eurotiomycetes; Eurotiales; Aspergillaceae
Product: Kelch repeat protein
Exons: 2
Coding region: 1-936 (311 amino acids)
Molecular function (GO): protein binding
Source: RefSeq, a predicted model, not a curated record